AUGUCUUCCGCGUCGGUCCCGACCCAGAGCGGCGACGAUGUCAAGGCUCCAGAGACUGACAAACUCGGAGAUCUGGAUGUCUUGCCUAUCGAGGUCCGCGAGCACAUCUACGCCCUCGCGCUCGACAUCGGCCGCCCAGUCACCAUCAAGAACUGUUGCACGCCGGGCAAGACACCUCGUGAAGUGAGCAGGUGCAGCAAGCACGGCUCUCGUGUCAAGGCCAACACGGGUAGAUUCAACAUGCUGUACGUAUGCAAGGGCAUGCGUCAAGAGGCCAUGCAAGUCCUGUUCACCAAGGGCUCCAUGCUGCUGCACCCCGAUCCCUUCAUGGAGGGGUACCUCAAAGACUGCCCUCGAUCCAACUCGCCUCGCCGCAUCGACAACUUCAUGCAGCGCGAUGUCCAGGUUGCCGCCAUGUGGAACACCAUCUCGCAGUUCCGCUCCAUCAAGAUCGAGGUCUCCACGAUGCGAGUCAACAUUGGCCACCCGACGCAGUUCGCCGAGCGCAUCCUCGCCAUCACGUCCCUGCUGUGCAAUGAGGAGACAGAUCCCGUCGAGAUGGCCAAGCAGUCGCGCACCCUCAACAUUGGCGGAAUCUUCGUCCACAAGAUGCCCUUCAACAUGCGCGAGGCGGAAUUCACUAGCUAUGACCUCGUCUUUGACUGGCUCUUCACCGACUACCCUGAAGGCAGCCCUGACAUCAACAGCCUCGCCGCUGAGGUCAUGCACAGGCUGCACCGCAUGGUCGCUGGCAUCGGCAAGCACUCGCAUCACGCGUCUUGGACCAUCCUCGUCAACAAGAAGCUCAGGGACAACGAGGAGGGUGGCCAGCAGGCGCUGGAACAGUUCGAGCAUGCUUGUGACUACCAUGGCGUGGCGCUCGUUCAUGCCGAGUAG
Messenger RNA from Exserohilum turcica Et28A, 897 nucleotides. RefSeq lists its product as uncharacterized. The coding region runs from base 1 to 897 and encodes 298 amino acids. The transcript has a single exon. The record is from RefSeq and is a predicted model, not a curated record. NCBI's taxonomy places the organism in Eukaryota, Fungi, Ascomycota, Dothideomycetes, Pleosporales, Pleosporaceae.